Messenger RNA from Plenodomus lingam JN3, 1695 nucleotides. RefSeq lists its product as uncharacterized. Gene Ontology annotation, molecular function: ubiquitin protein ligase activity. Gene Ontology annotation, biological process: protein ubiquitination; ubiquitin-dependent protein catabolic process. The record is from RefSeq and is a predicted model, not a curated record. NCBI's taxonomy places the organism in Eukaryota, Fungi, Ascomycota, Dothideomycetes, Pleosporales, Leptosphaeriaceae.
AUGGGCACGCUCACAGGUGAUGUACCGCGACUAGACUCGCAUUGCCCACAUAAACUCGCGACUUCGUGCAGACUGACUGCGACGCCCAACUGCUGUGCAUGCGCAGAUGAGAGGCCACAUUCACAAACCUACCGUGUAUACAUUGAUGGUGUAGGAUUCGUACAGCGAGGAACACGGUGGCAGGGCUACUGCUGGUUCUGCAAAGAAUUCUGGACCAAUCGUCUGGCGGCCACAGACCCUCCUCUCGAGAUAUCGCAAACACGUAUACCUGACGUGCCAGACCAGACUGAAUUCCUUGCUCGAUGGAACGAGUUCUACCAAGGCUACCAAAUUGAGACGCUUGCAGAUGGUACUGAGCAAUGGUCAGCGGUGCUUGGUGAGCGGUUCAGCAACGUCAGCCCUGGCUUUCUACCGCGGACGCGGGCCCUGCUCGAAGCGGGAGUGAGAAAUGACGCUCGCAGGCCAGGAAAUAGGUUCGCUAGGGGGCGACUGCCAGAAGAAGAGAGCCAACCAGAAGCGCCACACCAGAAUAUAGAGGAUUCUUUGGAUAGACUGCUCCAGCAAGCUGCAGAUCCCGAAGACGACACUUGGGCGAUGCUGCAGGAAACUGUACGGAAUCGUUCCAACAAUUGGACGGUGGUACAUGAAGGGCGGACUGUGUCGGCAAGACUUUGGACGUCGUUACAGGAAGAAGAGAUUUUACUAGCGUCAACCUACGCGGACGAGAUUCCUGAGAUGAACGCUCCCGAGCCGCCACGCCCAUUCACUCGACAGGACGCUCAGCUACUGCGCCGACGGGAGCACUUCCGACGCCUUUUUGGUAGCCGCGAAGACGUCCAACGAGAAGACUACGAAUCCCCGGUGGCAGCCAUGUACAGCAGAGCCGACGCACGGUAUCGACAGGCGGAAGAGCGACGGGCGGUAGCGCCAGUAAUUGGAGACGAUAUUUCUGUCCAAGAACGACGAGAAAUCGAGGAGCAACUCUUGUGGGGCGUAAUGCAAGACUCACAAGCCAUGUCAGAAAGCCUCGAGCGUGAAGGUGACGUCUGGAGCUAUACACCGGUUCCCGUGGUGGACCAACUCACAGUACCCGAAGACUCAGUCGAAGACGUUCCCCUCGACCGCACCAGCCCAUCCAUCGAACAUCUGACCUCCUUUGUGGAGCAUAUCGAGCGCAUGUCCGAUGCCUUUGGACGACCUGGCAACCCACCCACAACUACACCCUCCACAACCGCCGCCACCAACCCUUCCCUCACCGCAACCUCCUCCUCCUCACCCCUAGCUACCACUACCCCAGCAACACAACCCACACCGCGCCACCCAUCGGACCUAUCCGACAUCCGCACCUCGCUCGCCCACAUGACCUCGGAACUCGCCCGUCUCCGCCUCGUCUCCUCCAACCUGGCCACCGCCCGCCGCAACCCCCGCGUGCUCCCCCAGCCCUCCCCCAGCCUAGACAACCAGCCCGACCGGCCGCCACCCGCCACAGAUGCCGAAAUGACGAAGCUGCUAGCCUGCCAAGUGUGCUACCAGCAGCUAGCUGACACCGCCCUACUGCCGUGCGGACACAUGGUCAUGUGUCGCUGGUGUGCGGAUGUCGUGGUCCCCGUGCGCCAUGCCCAUAUCCCCGUGGGCGUGGUAAAGUGUCCGAUGUGUAGGAAGGUGGUGAAGCAGCGAUUUAAAAUCCACAUGUGA